Molecule: messenger RNA, 987 nt
Organism: Macrosiphum euphorbiae (potato aphid)
Lineage: Eukaryota; Metazoa; Arthropoda; Insecta; Hemiptera; Aphididae
Source: the annotation of a GenBank genome assembly
AUGGAAGAAGACCAAAAUGGCGCCGCCGCCGCAGUCGUCGGGCGGCCGCCGAGCAGCGAAACCUGCGGAAUGAUCGUCAACCACGGUAGCGGCGGGGACGGGCCGACGGCUACGGCGGCGGCUGCCGCCGCAGCGCCACCGACACCAGCACUCCCAGCGGCAGCGGCGGCAACAGCGUUCGGAGCCCCGGCGCGCCCAGCGCCACGGUACGGCGCACAUCUCAACUGCAACAAUAACAAUUCGGUCAUCAAAGGGCAGCUAAAGGGUCCCGGUACUCUAGAUCACAGAAAUAGGCGUACGCGUCGUGGUAAGCGUAAAAGCAGAAAGCAAACACCAUACAUGAAAGAUGGAAGAUUAUAUCGAGACAAAGCUGUGGCUCCCAACAACACUAAUCAGUUUUUAAUGGAUGAUCAUAAUGAUGGACCAGACAUAGAUAAAAAACUGUUAGCACGGUACAGCAAUGAAAAUGGGCGUACAAGAAAUUCAAGUUACACUAGUGUCGAAUCUGAAGGUGAACAGAUGUAUUCUUCAUCGUCAGAUGAUGGUACUUCAAUACAAAAGGAGUUUAUUGAUACCUACAGACUUGUUCAAGAAGAAGAGUUGGCGGUGUUAACUAAAAACGAACUCGUUCAACGAGUGAUUGAGCUUGAAGAAAAAAUACAAAUGCAAGAGUCUAAUAAGAGGUUUAAAAAAAAUACGGUUACAUAUUUAAAUGGCAUACCUAAAGAAGAAGACGAAGAUAACUCUAUUGAUUUAGAAGAAUAUAGAGCAUUGCAAGUACAGAAUAGAGAAUUGAUAACGCAAAACAAACUGCUGCAAGCCGAAAUCGAAGCUCUUAAACAAAUACAAACCAAGAUGAGGAAUAAUGAUUCAGAUAGCUCUAUAGAUAGUGAAAGUUCAUCAGACUCCAGUAGCUCUUCCAGUUCAUCAGAUGGACAAGAAAUAGAAAUGAAGUUCUUAUUACGGAGUACUGGAAGAGACGAUUGA